Pan troglodytes (chimpanzee) is the source of this 1929-nucleotide messenger RNA. RefSeq names its product ribosomal protein L3 like (gene RPL3L). Gene Ontology annotation, biological process: translation. NCBI's taxonomy places the organism in Eukaryota, Metazoa, Chordata, Mammalia, Primates, Hominidae. The record is from RefSeq and is a predicted model, not a curated record. The transcript has 10 exons. Gene Ontology annotation, cellular component: ribosome; cytosolic large ribosomal subunit. Bases 425 to 1663 code for a protein of 412 amino acids. Gene Ontology annotation, molecular function: structural constituent of ribosome; RNA binding.
CCCAUCCCCAGCCCUGCUCCCCGCUGUUUAUCCAGCUGUCUCCCAGCCCUCAGGACAGGAACCCCCUCUGCCUCCAAGUUGGCAAACUGCUCCAGACCCCUCCUCUUGGUCGCUGCCUGGGAGAAGGCCCCCACCGGCUACCUUGGCCCCUACCUUGCCUGGCCAGUCCUGUCCUGGGAGGGUCAUGACCCAGUCCCAGGGCCAUCGAGGAAAGGAGUGCCAGCCCUGGCUCCGGGUGCCCCACUCAGGCUGUCCAUCUGAUGCCCCCAACACUGCCCCGCCCCUGCCUGCUCCUGGCACCGGAGACCCUGCUGACUGUGCCAGGGGCUAAUCUGGGAGCUGGCAGCUGUGAGUCCUGGCCCUGCCACUCGACCUCUGGCGGCUAGCGGCGAGGCCCCUUCCUGACCUUCAGGGAUCGGCCACCAUGGUUGGUGGGACCAGGUCCCACCGGAAGUUUUCCGCCCCUCGGCACGGACACCUGGGCUUCCUGCCCCAUAAGAGGAGCCACCGGCACCGGGGGAAGGUGAAGACGUGGCCGCGGGAUGACCCCAGCCAGCCCGUGCACCUCACGGCCUUCCUGGGCUACAAGGCAGGCAUGACCCACACCCUGCGGGAGGUGCACCGGCCGGGGCUCAAAAUUUCCAAACGGGAGGAGGUGGAGGCGGUGACAAUUGUAGAAACGCCGCCCCUAAUGGUGGUGGGCGUGGUGGGCUAUGUGGCCACCCCUCGAGGUCUCCGGAGCUUCAAGACCAUCUUUGCAGAACACCUCAGUGACGAGUGCCGGCGCCGAUUCUACAAGGACUGGCACAAGAGCAAGAAGAAAGCCUUCACCAAGGCCUGCAAGAGGUGGCGGGACACAGACGGGAAAAAGCAGCUACAGAAGGACUUCGCCGCCAUGAAGAAGUACUGCAAGGUCAUUCGGGUCAUUGUCCACACUCAGAUGAAACUGCUGCCCUUCCGGCAGAAGAAGGCCCACAUCAUGGAGAUCCAGCUGAACGGUGGCACGGUGGCCGAGAAGGUGGCCUGGGCCCAGGCCCGGCUGGAGAAGCAGGUGCCCGUGCACAGCGUGUUCAGCCAGAGUGAGGUCAUUGAUGUCAUUGCUGUCACCAAGGGUCGAGGCGUCAAAGGGGUCACAAGCCGCUGGCAUACCAAGAAGCUGCCGCGGAAGACCCAUAAGGGCCUGCGCAAGGUGGCCUGCAUUGGCGCCUGGCACCCUGCCCGCGUGGGCUGCUCCAUUGCUCGGGCCGGGCAGAAGGGCUAUCACCACCGCACGGAGCUCAACAAGAAGAUCUUCCGCAUCGGCAGGGGCCCGCACAUGGAGGACGGGAAGCCGGUGAAGAACAAUGCAUCCACCAGCUACGACGUGACUGCCAAGUCCAUCACACCGCUGGGUGGCUUCCCCCACUAUGGGGAAGUGAACAAUGACUUCGUCAUGCUGAAGGGUUGUAUUGCUGGUACCAAGAAGCGGGUCAUUACGCUGAGAAAGUCCCUCCUGGUGCACCACAGUCGCCAAGCCGUGGAGAAUAUUGAGCUCAAGUUCAUUGACACCACCUCCAAGUUCGGCCAUGGCCGCUUCCAGACAGCCCAAGAGAAGAGGGCCUUCAUGGGCCCCCAAAAGAAGCAUCUGGAGAAGGAAACGCCGGAGACCUCGGGAGACUUGUAGGCUGUGUGGGGUGGAUGAACCCUGAAGCGCACCGCACUGUCUGCCCCAGUGUCUAACAAAGGCCGGAGGCGACUCUUCCUGCGAGGUCUCAGAGCGCUGUGUAACCGCCCGAGGGGUUCACCUUGCCUGCUGCCUAGACAAAGCCGAUUCAUUAAGACAGGGGAAUUGCAAUAGAGAAGGAGUAAUUCACGCAGAGCUGGCUGUGCGGGAGACCGGAGUUUUAUGUUUUAUUAUUACUCAAAUCGAUCUCUUUGAGCAUUUGCGGA